This is a messenger RNA of Penicillium salamii, 3606 nucleotides long. The record is from the annotation of a GenBank genome assembly. Lineage: Eukaryota; Fungi; Ascomycota; Eurotiomycetes; Eurotiales; Aspergillaceae.
AUGGGACAUGAUUGUUGUGGAGGUUCUCCAGCCCCACCCUCUGAACUGAUUGGUAUGCCAAUCGCAUCUCCAACUGGGACAAACAACGGCCAGGAUAGUUCUUUAGAUGACGACCCCAAGUCUCCAGAUGAUGGAGCUCUGAAUUCGCAAGACUCUCUGCCGCUGAAGCCAACAGGCUGCUGCACCACAGGGAAAUGCGAGGACACUGGUAAAAGUGCCCAAAGCGAUGCACCCGACUGUUGCCGUGACAAAGUCGGCCCGUGUUGCGACACGUCUUGUCUGGAUCGUUUGGCUUUGCGAGAAUGCUCGAAGAACACAGUCAACUCUUCGUUCAGUGGAGGCUGUCAACCGACUUCCUGUGAUGGAGCUACUGGCAGCAUGGCAUGCAACCACCAUCGCCUCUCUGCCCUCGAUCGCUACGGUGCUACGCUACAAGCCCUAGGAUGUAUUUGCCGAUCACUCAUUGCUCUUGGCGAAAAGACCUGCUGUGAAAUUCGAGAGCGCCAUUCGCUUGACGAACAGAAAUAUUCCGAAAGGUCAUCUGCACGUUCCCUCCUUCAAAAAUCGCUGGAUUCUGGCCGCAGCAAUGACUCUGUUACUAGGUACCAGGCUUUGCAAAACCAUCUCCGUCUGCGAACUGGCUCUGGUGAAAUUGGUAAAUCUGCUCGUGGGGACUGCGCGGACUCGGGUCGUGUCUCUCCCUGUUCGACAGGAAAGCCUUUGAAGAAGCCUCACGUCAAUAAUAAAUGCUCGAAGCCGUGCUGUCCCAGUGUCGAGACUUCAAGCUCGCUCGAAGUCGACUCCCUCGGCUCCCGUUUGGACAAGGACAACCCUUCGGGAGACGGUUGCAAAAAAGGCAAGCAGGGUGGCUUGUGCCGUUCCAAGAUGGAGGUCGCAGCUGAGAACCCGACUUGUGGAAGUUCAGGAUCUUGCUGUGCUUCACCGGAACCUGUAACCCGCAAAAGGGCACCUAAUGCCACCUGCCCCGACUCUUGCUGCAAGUCGCCGGGAGUAAAUGCGGUUGAAGAAACUUCAAACUCCGGUCAAAAGGAUUCGUGCUGCAAUGAAAGAAUGUCUUCCAGGUCUGAAGCCACCUCUUGUGCAGAUGCAUGCUGCUCCUCUCUUCCACUUGAUGCACAGCAGCAGACGAAGGAAUCUCAUAUCAAGGCCAUCCCCGAUAUAGAAGGUCAAGGUACCGGCAAUGAACGCGUUGUUCUCAGCAUUUCUGGUAUGACUUGUACUGGGUGCGAGACAAAGCUCAACCGAACACUCGCUGCUCUGCCUGCGGUCGCCGAUCUAAAAACAAGCCUGGUUCUUUCGCGAGCUGAGUUCAAUGUUGACCUUCGCCUUUCCACAGUAGAGGAGGUAAUCAAAUACCUGGGGCGAACAACCGAAUUCAAGUGUGAAAGAGUCCAAGACCGAGGAUCUAGUCUAGAUCUGGUCAUGCCUGGCGAUUCCUCGGGGCUCAUUGCUCAGAAGUGGCCCGACGGGGUUAUUGACAUGACAAUCCUGGACAAACAGAUCAUUCGCGUGGUGUUUGACCCAAAGACUGUCGGCGCCCGAGAUCUCGUCGAGAAGGUUUGGGGCCCACCAAUCCAGCUUGCGCCUCCGCGCGGUGAUCCUUCAUUAGAGACUGGCAGCAAGCAUGUUCGCAAUGUCGGAUACAUGACACUUCUCUCUGCUGCGUUGACGAUCCCGGUUCUCGUCAUGGCUUGGGCCCCGCUCCAUCCGAGGGAAGUGGCAUAUUCAUCAGCCUCACUCGCCUUGGCUACUAUUGUUCAGGUUGUCAUAGCGGGGCCAUUCUACCCCAAGGCUCUCAAAGCACUCAUAUUCUCUAAGGUUAUCGAAAUGGACCUGUUGAUCGUUUUGAGCACUAGUGCCGCGUACAUAUUUUCGGUUGUUUCCUUUGGAUACUCCAUCGCAGAGAAGCCACUUUCCACUGGUCAAUUCUUCGAAACAAGCACUCUUUUGGUCACCUUGAUUAUGGUUGGUCGAUGGGUUGCCGCUCUUGCUCGCCAGCGAGCUGUGGAGUCAAUUUCCAUCCGUUCCCUGCAGUCAUCAACAGCUACCCUCCUCGAUGGAAACACUGGAGCGGAACGGGAAAUUGACGCCCGUCUUCUUCAAUACGGCGAUACAUUCAAAGUCCUUCCUGACACUACAGUCCCCACCGACGGCACAGUUAUAGAUGGGUCUUCUGAGGUCGACGAGUCAAUGCUUACGGGUGAAUCCAGUCCGGUGGAAAAAUAUGCCAAAUCAGUGGUCAUUGCUGGAUCCAUCAAUGGAGGUGGAGUGAUGACAGUUCGACUGAAUCGCUUGCCUAGCGACAAUACCAUCAAUUCCAUCGCUGCAAUGGUUGACGAGGCCAAAUUAUCGAAGCCUAAGCUGCAGGAUCUCGCGGAUCAAGUCGCAUCUUACUUCGUUCCUGUUGUAGUAGCACUGACAAUCAUCACUUUUGUGACAUGGAUUGCGGUGGGAAUGACUGUUCGUAGUUAUGAUGGAUCCGAAGCUACCAUCCAGGCCAUUACUUACGCCAUUACUGUUCUCAUCGUCUCUUGCCCUUGUGCCAUUGGAUUAGCUGUUCCCAUGGUCAUUGUUAUCAUUAGCGGAGUUGCGGCGGAAAGAGGCAUCAUUUUCAAAUCUGCGGAUGCCAUCGAAGUCGCUCACAAGACAUCGCAUGUCGUCUUUGACAAGACAGGGACUUUGACUCGCGGUAAACUCUCUGUUGUUACAGAAGACUCCGUCAGUGUGGACAAGCUUCCGCUUCUACUAGGCCUCGUGGAGAACAGUCGACACCCAGUUUCUGUUUCCGUCGCUGCUCGUCUCAAAAACGAUGGAGUUCUUCCUUCCAUUGUCCCCAAUGCCAAGAGUCUGACUGGCAAGGGCGUUGAAGGUGUCUUCAAUGGCCAGUUACUUCGAGCAGGCAACUCCCGAUGGCUCAAUUUGUCAGAAAAUGCGAUUGUUCAGCCAAUGCUUGCCCAAGGGUAUACCGUCCUCUGCUUCACUAUCGACGAUGUUUUGCAUGCAGUCUAUGGUCUUGAGGACGAGGUUCGAUCUGACGCUCAGGAGACCAUUCAGAAUUUACAAAGGGGUGGCGUGAUGGUCCAUGUUGUUUCUGGCGAUGAAGAGAGAGCAGUCCAGACUUUGGCUUCGAAGCUCAAUAUCCCAUGUGAGAACAUCCGAUCCCGAAGCUCGCCCGGUGACAAAAAAGACUACAUACAGUCUCUGCUCGGCUCGGAGACAGAUCGGAAGAAACCUGUUGUUGUUUUCUGCGGUGAUGGUACAAACGAUGCUGUUGCUCUUGCGCAAGCUACCAUUGGCGUCCACAUGAACGAAGGUACAGAUGUGGCCCAGUCUGCCGCAGACGUGGUCCUCAUGCGGCCUAACUUGGCCGGUAUUCCUGCCAUGAUGAACGCCAGUCGGCAAUCAGUCAACCGCAUCAUGUUCAACUUUGGCUGGAGCUUCGUCUAUAACACCUUUGCAAUUCUUCUCGCUGCGGGCGCUUUUGUCAAUGCGAGAGUUCCUCCCAGGUUUGCCGGGUUGGGAGAGCUGGUCAGUGUGCUGCCAGUCAUUGCUGCUGCGGUACUCCUGCGCUGGUCAAAGAUCUAG